AUGGGGUCUUGGGCACUGAGAGCUGCGCUGCUGUGUCUGGGCGGUGCCCUUGUGUGCUCCCAGUUCCACUCGCUGCCCCAUAGGGAUGGCCUCAUCCCAGCGCGGGGACAGGCCACCACACAAGAGCCGAAGGCCAAGACCCCGGAAGAGGAAGAACCUGUCACGAAGGAUUGUGGAAUAGCACCACUGAAGGGUGCAAUGGAAGGGUCUCGGAUUAUAGGAGGCACACGAGCUACCAUUGGUGCCUGGCCAUGGCUCGUUAGCCUGCAGGUUCAAGAUGGCAAUUUUCUUGUGCAUAUCUGUGGUGGUGCCUUAGUGAGAGACAGGUGGGUCCUCACGGCCGCCCACUGCACUAAAGAGGCAAGUGACCCUUUCAAGUGGAGAGCAGUGAUCGGAGCCAAUGACCUCUCUCAGAGUAGUACCUACGUCAGGAAUAUACGGGUAGUAGCCAUCGUCAUUCAGCCAGACUUCAUUCUGGAAACUUUCGUAAAUGAUAUCGCACUGUUCCGUUUAAGGAAAGCCGUGAGGUAUAAUGACUAUAUUCAACCUAUUUGUCUACCUUUUGAUGUUUUCCAAAAACUGGACCAAAACACAUCGUGUUUUAUAAGUGGCUGGGGAAGAACCAAAGAAGAAGGCAAUGGUACAAACAUCCUACAAGAAGCGAAAGUGCACUUCAUUUCUCGAGAGAUCUGUAACUCUAAGAUGAGCUAUGGAGGAGUGAUCCCUAACACUUCGUUCUGUGCAGGUCACGAAAAUGGGACUUUUGACACGUGCAGGGGUGACAGCGGUGGACCACUCAUGUGCUAUUUGCCAGAACACAAACGGUAUUUUGUGAUGGGAAUCACCAGUUAUGGACAUGGCUGUGGGCGGAGACAUUUUCCUGGCGUCUACAGUAGCCCAUCCUUCUUCAAGCAGUGGCUCACAGAACAUCUGUCACAGGGAAGUACUACUCGAGUGUUUAAUAUGGACAUGGUGCGCUGUCAGAUCCUUAUGGCCCUGGGCGCCAUCAUCCUCCUAGGAGUUACAUAA
Cricetulus griseus (Chinese hamster) is the source of this 1029-nucleotide messenger RNA. Lineage: Eukaryota; Metazoa; Chordata; Mammalia; Rodentia; Cricetidae. The record is from RefSeq and is a predicted model, not a curated record.